AUGGGAGGAAAAUCAAGAGGUAAACGAUCAGGAACACGAUAUAAGUUUUCAAAAAAAUUUCGUCAACAUGGAGAAUGUUCAGCUAAUAAAUAUUUAGAGAAAUUAAAAUAUGGUGAUUAUGUUGAUAUAAUUUGUGAUUCUACUCAACAAAAAGGAAUGCCAUUUAAUUACUAUCAUGGAAGAACAGGAAAAGUUUUUAAUAUUACUAAGAGGGGUGUUGGUGUUUUAGUUAAUAAAAGAGUUAAACAUAGAAUUGAAUUGAAAAAGGUUUGUGUAAGAAUUGAACAUGUAAGAAAAUCUAAAUGUAAUCAAGAUUUUCUUUUAAGAAAAAAACAAAAUGCAGAAUUAAUUAAAGAAGCAAAAUUAAAAAAUGAACGUAUUUGUAUUAAAAGAAAACCAGAAGAACCAAAACCAGCUGCUAUGAUAAAAGUACCAAAAUCAAAAAUUAUUACAGUAGAACCAUUACCAUUUUAUGAAGAAUAUUAA
Messenger RNA from Plasmodium gallinaceum, 486 nucleotides. It is a transcript of the gene RPL21, whose product is annotated as 60S ribosomal protein L21, putative. The coding region runs from base 1 to 486 and encodes 161 amino acids. The transcript has a single exon. Gene Ontology annotation, biological process: translation. Gene Ontology annotation, cellular component: ribosome; cytosolic large ribosomal subunit. NCBI's taxonomy places the organism in Eukaryota, Apicomplexa, Aconoidasida, Haemosporida, Plasmodiidae. Gene Ontology annotation, molecular function: structural constituent of ribosome. The record is from RefSeq and is a predicted model, not a curated record.